UUAUUGGACUAUACUUUAAAAAUACUAAUAAAAAUGGUUUAGAAUGGUGUCCAUAUUUUUGGGUAUGUUGCAAAAUUUACGUAGUCUAAAACCAAUAACAUGUAUUUUCUUAUAAUGUGAUCUAUUCAUCUAGCACCUGAAUUAUGUUUUUCAAUCGAUUUCACGAAAUUCCUUUUCUUUUAAAACUUUUCUGAUUUUUGAUUUUUCUUGCAAUCUGAUUAUGUUUUUAAUUUUUGCUCUGAUAGGAAAACUUUCGUGAACAAAAACAAUAUUUGGCUUAACUAAAGAUCUGAUUUUGUGUGUGGUAUUUCUACCUUAAUUUCCUGAAUUCAUAACCAAUUACAAUUAUUUAUGAGAAAUUCUCUUGGAUAUCCCUUUUUAGUUUAUUUUCACAAAAAAUAGAACUCAAGGAGAAAAAUGACCAAAUUUUUUUUUGUUAAAGGGUAAAAUAUGCAUCUAUACCCUUAGGGUUAACUAAUCUAGACGUAGGAUUUAGAGUUAAAUGGUAGACUUUGGGGAAGAGGUUUCAAAUUUUUAAAAAUAAAAAUUAAAAGUUAAAAAUUUUAAAAUUAAAAGAGGCUAUUUUAGUCAUUUUAGUUUUUGAGAGCUAUUUUUGUAACAAAAACUUAAAAAUAGCUAUUUGAGAAAAUUGUCCAUUAUUUAUUGUCUUGGUGUACAGAAGCCUCAAUCAUGGCUAAGUUCGGCAAGAUACAAAACUUUCAAUCUUUAAAAACAUUCUCAUUCCAUCAUUUUAGUUGAUGUGAAUCUUAAUCAUUUUGCAAUUUUUUUCUUUUAAAAUGAUAUUAUUUAGUAGUUGUACAUAGAGAAAUUCCGUUCACUAAUACAAAUGUUAAAAAUACGAAAAACUAAAAAUGAACUGAUUAAAAACAAAUUAGUGUGAACACAUUAAAUUGUAUGUGGUAGAAUUAAAAAAAAUAGUAUAUGCAUGCAUUAAUUGUUAAAUGGCUGUGAGGCCGACAUGCAUACUCAAAUUGAAAUUGAUGUGAGACUGACACGUGUUCAAUGUAGUGUGAAAACAUUAAAUGAUAAUUCUUUUCUUUUAAUAUACUAGGGAUAAUUAAGGAGCAUUGAAAACAAUUAUGGACAUAUUCUCUCUCGUUGCAAUUCUAAAUUUGAUACUUGGGUUAAAUAAUUUACGGAGACUGGGAAGAAGACCCUCUGCAGCCUACAAGGAUUAAAUAAUUACUUCGGUCAUGGAGAUAAUUAUUAAGCAAGUUGUCAACUGAAAAGAAUAUGUCAUCUAUUAACAUGGAUUACAAUAUGGCUCAAAACAUAUGUUUUGUAACAACUACAAGAAUUGGUCAUGGCGGCUUCUUCUUCCGGUAUUGGAUGGAAGUCAACAAGGCCUCAAGUUUUCAUCAAUUUCCGGGGACAAGAGCUACGCAGAGGCUUCAUUGGCUUCCUCGAGCCGGCCUUGAAAAACGAAAACAUUAACGUUUUCAUAGACGAGCUGGAGCUGAGAGGGAGGGAUCUACAGAACCUGUUCGUGAGAAUCAAAGAGUCCAAAAUCGCGCUAGUGAUCUUCUCCAAGGACUACGCCAAUUCGGAAUGGUGCUUGGAUGAGCUGGCAAAGAUCAAAGAAUGUAUGGAUCUUGGCAAUCUUUAUGUGAUUCCCAUCUUUUACAAGAUAGAACCUUCCGUUGUUAAACAUCUUCAAGGUUACUUUGGAGAAAGUUUUAUGAAUCUACAGAGCAGAUAUACACACGAUCUGGAUAGAACCCGGAAAUGGGAGGAAGCUUUAGCAUCUGUUCCCCAAAAGUUUGGUUUGCCAUUUCCAGAAAACAGUGACAGGACAGAUUGGGAUUUUAUAAAGUCAAUAGUCGUGGAGGUUAAGAGAGUGCUUGAGCAUAUAGAAGGAAAUUCAAAUCAAAGAGGGCAGCCCCAAGCUAUUCAAGUACAACAGCCGGACGUAAAUUUCCAGCGUGCCAUGUUCAGUGUAAGACAACUCAAGAUAAGCGGCUCUCACAAUGCAAGAUAUUGGAUCUUUGAGUCUAUAUACGAGCCACCAAAUGAGGCGGCCAUUGAAAUUGCAAAGAUGAAAAGAUGUUAUUAUGUGGAAGUAUGCGGAAAGUUCGACACCAAAGAACUGAUAUAUAGGACAAGAUACGAGGUGGUCUUUGUAGUCAAAGUAGAGGAUACAAUGACAAGAUGGAACAAUCCGGCAACAGCGCAACUAAUGGUACCCGAUAACGGCCUGCAACAGCGGGAAUUUCAGUUUAUUGAUCUCAUAAAAAACGAGUGGAUUGAAAUUCAGGCGGGAGUUUUCGAUGCACAGCCGCAUAAAGAGAAGAUCGCUAUCUAUUUGUAUCAGCACCAGUCUAACAUUCGGAUGACGGGGCUUCUGGUUAAAGGUGCUAUAAUUCGUCCUGUGGAGUAAGCAAGGGCCGAUGCAACCACACCCAUAAGUGUAAAACUCUGUACGAGACAUUUGAUCCCAUGAAAAUAUUUGCUUCAUUAUAUUUUUCUCUUUUUUGAAGGACCAAGUCAAUGCCUUCAUACUAAAAAUAUUGAUGCCACUCUUCAUUGUCUUUUCUAUUCCCCACCCCUCUCACAAUAAUAAAAAGUGAAAAUUGGCAAAAUGAGACACUUGUUUGUGAAACUUAGGAUUGUAUAGUUUCUGUACAUUAUUAAUGAAUAAGUGUUCCCUUUA
This is a messenger RNA of Brassica napus (rape), 2671 nucleotides long. RefSeq names its product protein PHLOEM PROTEIN 2-LIKE A8-like. Bases 1325 to 2398 code for a protein of 357 amino acids. The record is from RefSeq and is a predicted model, not a curated record. NCBI's taxonomy places the organism in Eukaryota, Viridiplantae, Streptophyta, Magnoliopsida, Brassicales, Brassicaceae. Gene Ontology annotation, biological process: signal transduction. The transcript has 3 exons.